AUGAAUAUAACAGAAUCAUUGGAAUGUAAUACUAUUAUCAAUAGAUUACAUGUUACUACAACAACAAAAGAUGAACAAACCAACGUCAAGAUUACAAAACAAACAAGAAAACAUGGAUCAUUUAUUGAAGUACUACGAGACAUGUUCUUACCCAAGGGAUACCCUAAUAGUGUUACAUCAGACUAUACAGGCUAUCAAACAUGGGAUACAUUACAGGCAUUGUGUAGUUCAUUGACUGGUGUACUGGCAACACGUGCGAUAUUAAAAGGUUAUGGUGUUGGCAAUUUGAAUGCAUCGGUGGCUUCAGCAUCGAUUCAGUGGAUUACAAGGGAUGCAGCUGGGAUGCUUGGUAGAAUCAUAUUUGCUUGGAAGUGGGGAACUGAUUUGGACUGUAACUCAAAGACUUGGAGAUUUGCUGCUGACUUGUUGAACGACUUUGGAAUGACACUUGAAAUGAUCAGUCCUCUAUUUGGUCCAUCUUACUUUCUCCCGAUAUCGUGUCUAGGUCUAAUAUCAAAAUCUAUCUGUGGUGUUGCCGGUGGUUGUACAAAGGCAUCUCUUACCCAACACUUUGCCAAACGUGACAACUUGGCCGAUGUCUCUGCCAAAGAUGGGUCUCAAGAAACUGCCAUUGCAUUGGUUGGAAUGUUACUAGGUAUGGUCAUGGCAGCUAGUAUCCCCGAUGAUGAUGAUAGUAUUCAAGUUUAUUUCAAAACAUGGCUCUUUUUUAUCAUCUUUACCGUCAUUCAUCUAUUGUGUAAUUAUCGUGCCGUCUCUCUUGUCCAAUUAACCUCAAUCAAUAGAUAUAGAGCUAAUCUCAUUUAUCAACAUUUCAAUGAGAAUAAUAAUAAUCAAAUUCCAACUCCAAAACAAAUAUCAUUAAAAGAAAAUAUAUUAUUUAGACAAAGUGAUUUAUCAAUUGAAUUGGGUGUAUCAUUCACAGAUAUAAAUGGAGAUCUUAAAAGAGUAUCUGGUAGUGACAAGGAUGAUAAAUAUAUGAUAUGGUCAAACAACAAACAAAAGAAGAAUCAUUUGAUAAAAAUAGCUAUAUCAUCAACUGCCACAUCAAGUGAUAUAAUUGAAGGUUAUUUCGAAUCAAUUACUCUGGUUCAUGGACACUCUAAAUUGCCAUCAGAUUUUAUUCAACAACUUUCAAAUGGCGGAUGGUGUCUUGAUCGAAUGUUACUCAAUACAUCUGGUUGGAGAUAUACAAUUGAUCGAUAA
Messenger RNA from Cavenderia fasciculata, 1224 nucleotides. RefSeq names its product DUF647 family protein. The record is from RefSeq and is a predicted model, not a curated record. The transcript is spliced from 2 exons. NCBI's taxonomy places the organism in Eukaryota, Evosea, Eumycetozoa, Acytosteliales, Cavenderiaceae. The coding region runs from base 1 to 1224 and encodes 407 amino acids.